AUGGAAGACAGCUCUCAGAUAGAGCAACAUUCUUGUAUUGUAGUCCACACUGCAGAAGAACUUCUCAUAAAUGCAGCUGUCUUUGAUUCUACCAUGUUUCUCUGGAAGACUAUUUUGCUGGCAGUGUCAAAUCUAUUCCUUUGGGAACGUGUGACCUCAUCACCAAACUCCCAAAUGAUCACUGGAAGCCUAUACCAACGUGUAGUUGAACUGUCACACUACACCCAUGAUCUUGCUUCAAAAGUUUUUAUCGAAUUUAAUACGAAGUUUGUUAGGAGACAGAACCUGAUGUUAAGCACCUGCCACACUGCCUCCAUCUUUACUCCAGAAAGCAGUGAACAAGUCCACCAGACAAAAUUGGAAGAUCUCCUGAAAAUGACCAUCAGUGUUUUACAAGCCUGGGAGGAGCCUCUGAAGCACAUGGUAGCUGCAGUGGCUGCUCUUCCAGAUGCAUCUGAUGUCAUGCUGUCAAGAGCAAAAGAGUUGGAGGAAAGAGUUUUAGGCCUUCUGGAGGGACUGAAGACCAUAUUCAAUAGGUUUCAUCCUGGAGUGGUUGAAAAUGACUAUACUUUCUGGAAUGGAUGGUCAGAUUUGCAGUCAUCUGAUGAAGCCACUCGCUAUUUUGCUCUUAGUAACUUGCACCGUUGUGUGCACAGGGAUACACACAAGGUUGAUAAUUAUCUCAAGGUCUUGAAGUGCCGAGAUGUCCAUGACAAUAACUGCUGA
Messenger RNA from Mesocricetus auratus (golden hamster), 726 nucleotides. RefSeq names its product prolactin-3B1-like. Gene Ontology annotation, molecular function: prolactin receptor binding; hormone activity. Gene Ontology annotation, cellular component: extracellular region. Gene Ontology annotation, biological process: mammary gland development; response to nutrient levels; female pregnancy. Lineage: Eukaryota; Metazoa; Chordata; Mammalia; Rodentia; Cricetidae. The transcript is spliced from 5 exons. The record is from RefSeq and is a predicted model, not a curated record. Bases 1 to 726 code for a protein of 241 amino acids.